AUGCUAAUAGUCGGUGGUGACCAAUUCCAGGGGCACUUCCUGCUCGUGGAUAAACGCGACGACGAGUACAUAAGGACCUGCAGCAAAGUGACUCGCCGCCAUUUCCUUCGCGGGGAGCUCGUCGACAGAAGGUUAGACGGGAAGGCGGCGGCGGCGGCGGUGGCGGUGGCCGCCCGCGGGCGACGUUGGCGUCGGCUGCAAGUGCCCGGGCGCCGCCCCAGGGGGCGCAGGGAGCCGCGGCAGCAGCAGCAGCCACUGCUGCUGUGUCUUCCCACCCCCCGGAGCCAGCGGCUGUCGCAACAGCAGAGACUGCAGCAGCAGAAGAAGCAGCGGCGGCAGCAGCUUCGUCCGCGUAACGUGAACGGGUGCCUGGUGGCCGGGCUGCGAGCGCCGCACAACACCACGCAGUUCCUCAUGUGCGACGAGUACAGGCGGGAGCGCCUCCGCGUCGACCUCGCGGGGCCCGCGGCCCCCCGCGAUGCGGGUGACCUGGACGGCUACUCGCGGGCGCUGGAACGAGCCCGUGGCGGUGCCUGGGGGGGCGGCCUCGUGGUGCCCAUCUGCGUGCCCGGAGACUGGGGCUCGAGAGGAGCCGCGGGGGGGGACAGUCCCGGCUUGGCGGAGGCGAGAUACGAGCCCGCGGAUGAUGAUGACGAUGAUUGGUCGCGCACCGAGGACUUUAUGGAGCGCGACUUUGCGGCUGUGUACAGAGAAGCGGGGUGUGCGUGAGGCCCAGGGGAGAGACGCUGGGGGCGGACAGUGGCUUACUGCCACCGCAGGGACAUGCGGUGGCCACACACCUGAUGGUGGUGAUGGACCCCCCCUGUUGUGGGUGGUGAUGGACCCCCCCUGUUGUGGGUGGUGAUGGACCCCCCCUGUUGUGGGUGGUGAUGGACCCGAGGUGGCGAUGCAGACUCCUCCACGCGCCGUGUGCUGCUGCUGUUGUUACGGGAGAGUGGCUGUGUGUUUUUGAUGCAAGGCUUGAAUUGUCAUCUUUUUGGAAAUUGUUGAAUGGUCUCCACCUCCCACCCGUAUGUUGUCGUUUUUAUUUAACUUGUGAUGUUAAUUCCGUGUCCCUCCACCUCCCCCCCCCCCCCCCCCCAUGAUGAGAGGUGUGUGUGUGAGAUGCACUCGUGUGGUUGUUGCACUUGGCUGUACAAAGCUUCCGACGGGCUCCCAUGUGCGCGAAUGUUGAGGGGCUCUUGUUCAUUUGUCGCGUUCCGGACGACUUUGGCUCUCGCGGCCACCGUGUUUGUGAUGGCGAGUUGUGUGCCCGUCCUUGUAAUAAAACCGUGCAACACUCGUGGUGGCUUCAAGACGCGGGGGGAGUCUCGUGUCUGUGCACUUUUGUAAAAACAAGGUUGUGUUUUGAUUUUGCUCAAGCGAGGCCCAGAGUGGUCAUGUGCUGCUUGUACAUAAACGCGUGCAAUUGGAACGUUGUGGAUGGUUUGCGUUGUGAAUUCACCGCUGCGGUUGAUUUAACUGAAUAAAUUAUUUUGUUCCUGUAA
Messenger RNA from Lethenteron reissneri (Far Eastern brook lamprey), 1508 nucleotides. RefSeq lists its product as uncharacterized. The record is from RefSeq and is a predicted model, not a curated record. NCBI's taxonomy places the organism in Eukaryota, Metazoa, Chordata, Hyperoartia, Petromyzontiformes, Petromyzontidae.